Messenger RNA from Meloidogyne enterolobii, 231 nucleotides. The record is from the annotation of a GenBank genome assembly. Lineage: Eukaryota; Metazoa; Nematoda; Chromadorea; Rhabditida; Meloidogynidae.
AUGUUGGUAGGCGCGGAUGGGGAGAAGGCAGCUUCUAGUAAUUUAAAUAGCCCUAGAAAUGUUGUUCCUGGUUUAAUCCCAAAAAUAGAACAACAACAACAAAAUUUAAAUGAUUCCCCUUCCCCUUUUUUUCUCCCCACACAUUUCCCUGAAAUGCCUGGUGCCGCUAUGUUUUUUGGUGCUGCUGAUUUUAACCCUGCUCAUUGCUUUAAUGAUGGAAAUCCUAAGUGA